AUGUCCUCGUCGGUGAAGCGUCAGAUCGCCGGCGCACCGGCAUCGCAGCUGGUCUUCCCCGACGAGAUCCUGGAGGAGAUCUUCCUCCGCCUCGACGCAGUGGAGGACCUCGUCCGUGCCUCCGCCGCCUGCACGGCCUUCCGCCGCGUCGUCUCAUCGCGCCGCUUCAGGUGCCUCUACCCCGCGCCCGUCCUCGGAGUCCUCGAGUUCGACGCACCGGGAAGAUUCCACCCGGCGGAGCCGCCCCACCGCUCCGCCCCUGCCGCACGCGCCCUCGCGCAGGCCGCCGACUUCACCUUCUCUUUCCUCGGCGCCUCUCACUGCUGGCAGAUCUGCGACGCCCGCGACUCCCACGUCCUCCUCUACCGGCGCGUCGGAGUCACUGGCGCGUUCGCUGACCUCAUGGUCUGCGACCCCUUGCUCCGCCGGCACGUCCAAUUACCCGCCAUCCCCGACGACCUAGCGGCUGCUACUGGGGGUUGGGGCAUGCAGGAAUUCGAUUCCUUCCUCGAUCCAUUCCUCGAUCCAGACAGUGACAAGGACAAGGAGAAGCCGGAUUUCUCAUUCCGGGUGAUUUGCGCUGUGCAGUGCGAACACAAGCUCGUGACCUUCCACUUCUCUUCAGUCACCGGACAAUGGCGAGGCAUCACGUUCAAUAGAACAAUUCCUUUGGACCCUUUCUUUGUUUCGUUUCAGAAGAUGUUUGAGCGCCAUUAUGCACACGGCUUCAUCUUCUGGACUAUCAGUAUUGUCAGCAGUUUUAUGGUCAUGCUCAACUUGAAUGAUAUGAAACUAUCAGUUGUUGACCUCCCUCCUGACAGUCAUGGUAACCCGCGAGCACGGGCCAUUGUGGAGGCAGGGGAUAGGUCUAUUCACUCUUAG
This is a messenger RNA of Miscanthus lutarioriparius, 882 nucleotides long. The record is from the annotation of a GenBank genome assembly. NCBI's taxonomy places the organism in Eukaryota, Viridiplantae, Streptophyta, Magnoliopsida, Poales, Poaceae.